Molecule: messenger RNA, 495 nt
Organism: Penicillium arizonense
Lineage: Eukaryota; Fungi; Ascomycota; Eurotiomycetes; Eurotiales; Aspergillaceae
Product: bZIP transcription factor
Exons: 3
Coding region: 1-495 (164 amino acids)
Biological process (GO): regulation of DNA-templated transcription
Molecular function (GO): DNA-binding transcription factor activity
Source: RefSeq, a predicted model, not a curated record
AUGGUCAACACGAAAGGGUCUCGGCAAAGAGGACGUCCUCGGACAGACACGGAUGAAGAGAAACGACAAGAUCGGCGCCGCGAGCAGCUGCGUUCGGCACAGCAAAUGUAUCGCAAGCGGAAAGAGAACACCAUCAAUACACUGCAAAGUCGCGUGCACGAGCUAGAAGACGAAAUUGACCAGAUCAGCCACUCGUUUUUGGCUUUCAGCAGUCUGCUCUUGGAAACGGAUGCCCCGAAGCGAGAUCCACGUGUUACUCUGACCCUCCGAGAACUAGCUCAACAAUGCCUGGCCCUUGCCAAGACGGGAUGUAACGAUAUUGAGGAGAUAGAUCACCUCAGGGCUGCUGCUCUCACCGAAAGCAAUGUGGAAAGGAAUUCAGUACAAAGUGACAGCCAUUCGGACACCCUAGAAAGUGUUAUAAACACCGCUGCCCUCAUGGCGCGCGACAUUGAAAUCGUUGUGACGCUUCAGCAAAGUCUAGCACGGUGUUGA